Messenger RNA from Hermetia illucens (black soldier fly), 2097 nucleotides. RefSeq lists its product as uncharacterized. The coding region runs from base 1 to 2097 and encodes 698 amino acids. The transcript has a single exon. The record is from RefSeq and is a predicted model, not a curated record. NCBI's taxonomy places the organism in Eukaryota, Metazoa, Arthropoda, Insecta, Diptera, Stratiomyidae.
AUGGCGGAAGUAUUACUAAAACACCAGCAGGACAUCGCGAAAGAAAGAGAAAUCAUAGAAAGAAAUUAUAAGAAGGAUGGCCCUUCGCGUAAAACUGACGAAUACUAUUCGAGGAAAAUCAACAGGCUUAACGAGCUUGUUUCGAUAUUUCGCUCGAAUCAUCAACAGCUUCUCCUCUUAUUGGAUCCAGAAGAUCCAUACUUCGAAUUAUACAAGGAGGUGGAAGCCAAGUUCGCCUCAUUUAAAGACCUAAUGGAAAAAGAUCGGUAUCAGUUACCGACGAAAAUUCCAACUAGCCUUGGACCGGAAGGUCUUUCAACGGCAGUUACUCCGUCUGCCAAUGAAAAUCAGCGCUAUGACUUAAGUGAAGACUUACCGAAACUCCCAGCAAUCCAGAUACCACUCUUUACCGGUCUUAGUAAAGAAUGGAGCCAAUUCAUUGAAUUAUUCAAAUCAGUCAUUCACGAGAAUAGAACUCUAAAAAAUAUCCAAAAAUUACAAUACUUGCUGGGUUAUCUUCGAGGAGAAGCGAAAGAAGCCGUGGCACAUCUCCAGCUCACAAGUAGCAAUUACGAAGCUGCGCUUCUUAUUCUGGAAGAACGUUUCUCCAACCCUCGGCAGGUGGCUACCGAAUACCUAGAUUCAAUACUGGACAUUAAAAAGCUGGAUUAUAGAUCCACAAACGAUGUCAUAUCCAUGUACAAUACAAUCAGAAACUGCCUUGCCGGUCUACAAAAUUUGGGGUACGCGACUAGCCAUUGGGAUCCCAUCAUAAUUCGUAUUAUCAUGCGAAAAUUCGACACUGAAACACUCAGAUCAUUCGAAGAAAAUUUGGGCACCAACAAAGAUUUCACAUCCGUCGAAAAUCUAUGCUCUUUUCUACUGAAGAGAUAUCAACUGUUAUCCACAAUAAAACAAAAGCCCACAAUUUUCGAAAACAAAAAUAAUUUUACUCACCCCCAACAAAAGAAAAAAUCGUUUCUCGUAUCUGUUACCGCAAAACCCAAUUGCAUUCUCUGUAAGGGUAAACAUAGACUAUUUGCUUGCGAGAAAUUCAAGCAAUUCGAGGUCGAAAAACGAAUUGAUUUUGCAAACAGCAAAAAUUUAUGUCUAAACUGCUUGUCACAUGGAAACAGUUUACAAUGCAAAAGUAAAUUGCAUUGUUUCGAGUGCAAUGGCCCGCAUCAUACAUUGCUUCAUAAAAAUUCUCCAAUAAAUUCUAAUUUUGCAACUAAACAAAAAAAUUCGCAAAAAACAUAUACGGUCAUACUAGCCACUGCACUAAUCAAGGUGAACAAUAAGACCGGCGGUCAAGUUACCAUCGGAACGUUAAUUGACCCCGGUUCACAAAUUUCAUUUAUAACCCAAGCCGCAGCAAAUAGGCUGGGAUUGCAAAAAUACAAUGUAUUGGCAGAAAUCACAGGUAUUGGCGGCAUACAUGCUGCUACAAUAAGAAAAAAGAUUAAUGUGCACAUUUCGUCAACGUACGAAAAUAAGUUUAACUUAUCCACUGAUAUGCACAUAAUGACACUGCCAGAAAAAUCCAUGAAGUUGGAAAGACCGACAUGGGUCAAUACUCUGCAACUUGCAGAUCCAAACUUUGAAAAUUCAAUGAAUAUCGAUGCAAUACUAGGGGCCGAUGUGUAUGAGCACAUCGUUGAGCCCGAAAUUAAAAAAGGAGAAGUUCUUCUUGCCCAGAAAACCAAGCUGGGCUGGGUUUUAUUGGGAAAAAUUCCAAUAAUAACAAAUAACUUGAUCAACGCAUCAGCUAACAUAACAACUGCAGAAUUUCAACAAAAAAUGGAACGAUUCUUUGAUAUGAAUGAGAAAGAAACAGAACAGCCUGAUCAAAAAGAAAUCCCAGAAAUAAUCUAUCAAUCCACAACCGUCCGUGAACCAAACGGAAGAUACUUGGUAGCACUCCCCUUUAAAGACGAUAACAAAGUUCCACCACUGGGGAACUCUCGGAACAAGGCAUUGAUUAUCUACAAACAACUUGAAAAACGCUUGAAUCGAGAUCCAAAGCUGAAAAAAGCAUAUAAUGAGGUACAACAAGAAUAUUUAUAUUUAGGCCACAUGAAAGAGGUACCAACAUAG